Molecule: messenger RNA, 1518 nt
Organism: Aspergillus mulundensis
Lineage: Eukaryota; Fungi; Ascomycota; Eurotiomycetes; Eurotiales; Aspergillaceae
Product: F-box protein
Exons: 1
Coding region: 1-1518 (505 amino acids)
Molecular function (GO): protein binding
Source: RefSeq, a predicted model, not a curated record
AUGUCAGACUAUCAGGAUGCCCAGAGUUUGGAUCUUCCGUUGUUGCCGAGCGAGCUCUUUUGGAUGGUCUUGGACCAUCUUGGGCCCAGGGAUAUAGUCCGUUGUCGACGCGUCUCACGGUUGUGGAACGAGGCUUUCGGAGAUCCAUCAAGUUUGAUGCCGCUAUUGAAGAAGUUGUUCCCGCAAGCAAGCGAGAUCAGGGAUCUCUAUUCUGGCCAUGGUCUGCUGGAAAACUCAACGAACAAUGAAUGGCGCUCACUGUUCGAUCGAGUCGCCUUGAGGUAUCAUCACCUCAGUCGUGGAAAGCCCAAGUCAAUUCAGAGGCUCAAUCUGUGCGAUGAAUUUGGUAUCUCCGGCGAGAGAGAAUGGUUUCAGGUCCAACCUUGGGACAUCCAUGCCAGUCAUCUUAUGCAGCGUGUCGAUCUGCCAUUUUCCGAGUCCUUUUGGUCCUAUGAUGGCGGACUUUUGGUGUACCCAAGCGCGGACCACGCCUGUUUAGUCCUUAUGGACCUCGAGAGCGACAGAAAGUUCAUGGUACCAUUUAUCAUCACAGGCAAGGUAAUACGCAGAGUUAGGCUACAGCGACUGGUCCUCGUGGUUGAGUGGGCAGAACCGAAAGCCUUCCACUGGCUGAACGACAGCGACGGCGUUCAUCGCCACUUUGCUUCAUCAUUCGACGUGAGCAAGACAUCAAGCGGCUGGAGCAUAACCUUCCGCAACGAGUGGAAGAUCAUGUUUCUUGGUCAUCCUCUUAGCGAAAGAGACCGCUUUUACUCAACCCAUAGUCAGACUCAUUAUGCCAUCUAUAUCUGGCAGCCCAAUCGCAGCCUAUACACCGCGGAUGACGAUGCUCCGAUAGAGUCGUUGUCGGUUUGGGAUAUUUCCAAGCCUUCCUCGUAUAGGCCGUCGUUGGAUCCAACCGGGCGCUUGCGGGUAGAGGAGGAAGAUACAGGCCCCUCCAUCGUUUCACGGUUCGGCUUCAGGGAGCUAGGGUUUUACUCUGUCAGGCAACGAGGCCUUCCAGGCAUACAGUGGCUGAACAUCACGGAAGACAACCAGUCGAUAGAGAUAUAUGAGAACCUAUGCACAGGUCCCGUGGAUCGAUUUGUUGGGCCCGCGGAAUGGACGUCGCAAGUCCAGAUGACGAGCAUCCCGGUCAAUGGCUACGGGCCAUGCUGGAGACAAAAUAUUGACCUUGUCCUACCACCGUAUAGAGGGAAUGGUAGCUUACAGGCAAGCCCAUUGACUCUUCAAGUCUGCGACGAGCCGUGGUAUACCAUCAUCUCAGAGUCAUCUGAUGAAAAAGCUCAAGUAGGCUUUUGCCUUCAUCUUUCUCAGGCCACAUGGCCGUUUGACUUGAAAGCUUCACUGAGCAUCCGGACACCGUCCUCGGCUAUUACUUUGAAGAACUCAGACAUUUUUGAGCUUACGGGCAAAGGAAAGAUAUGUGGAACCGAGCGGUACCUCCUGGGUGAGAAUGGAAAUCGCGAGCUGGUCAUUUACCGGUUUGAUAGGUAA